CCGACCACCACCAUCARCAGUCAGCUGCAUACAUUGAAGACCGAGGUCCAGUAGCUGCAGACGACGAACGCGGAUGGCAACCCGAAGAUGUAUAAGAUGCCAAAUUUCAAUCAGGAGAGUUUCGACGACUACACGCAGCAGGAUCCGGUCCUCUGGUGGGAAGCAUUCACAACGCAACUCAGGAUUCUGCCCGUAGCCAAGCAUGCGUAUAUCGGUGCCCUGUUCCUGAACUCAAAGGGUGGAUGCCAGACCUGGUUGAGCCACCUGGCAACCUCCCACGGUGUCAACGUACUAGACUUGAAGGAAAAAAUCACAUGGGAGGAACUGACACGGUUGUGGAAGAAGCGGUUCAUCGUCGACGACGCGCCGACACUCGCCAUCAACCGUCUGUUCACCAUGUCACAAGGCAACACUACAACACGGGAUUGGCUCACAGAGUGGCAGAAGAUUGCGGCAAUGCCCAAUCUGGAUCUGCCUUUCACUCAUCUCAGACGUGAGUUCUACAACAGGUCCUGUGCUGCAUUGAGCCAGGCUCUUGGUGAUCGUGAGCAGUACUCCACUUUCGCCGAGAUUAUCGACAAGGCGAGAGAGAUCAUCAAGACCAACAGGUUAGCUGCACACGAGAAGUCACCAUGGCAGCCGACCUAUGUGGAGAAGGUACAAACUGGUCCGCGACAGCAGCACUUCGCUGCAGUCCAGCAGGACAGUGGAGAUAACCCAGCAGCCACUCCAGCAUCAAGUGACGGAGAUCAGGUAGCUGUUGUCCAGCCGCGAAGCAACAACAAGUCCCGCAACAAUGGGAAGGCAAAAUCCGCAUCGCAGUCCGGAAAUGGACAGCCAAUACAAGUUCCAUGGGUCAAGUUUGGCUUGACGGAGGCGAAGUACAAGGUCCGCGGCCGCUACGGCAGCUGCUACAGGUGCAACAGCACCAAGCACAAGAUCUCCCUAUGCCAAGAUCAGGGCAAGGAGGAUGUGCGACCCCGCCUCAGCUCGGGAAACUGAGCUCCGUGGAAGCCCGUUGUAGGCAUUUUCAUUCCGUCAGAUCUUCUUCUAAGUAUGCUCUGAGUAAAAUUGUCACUGUAAA
Messenger RNA from Chara braunii, 1084 nucleotides. Lineage: Eukaryota; Viridiplantae; Streptophyta; Charophyceae; Charales; Characeae. The record is from the annotation of a GenBank genome assembly.